Saccoglossus kowalevskii is the source of this 1576-nucleotide messenger RNA. Its product is annotated as transmembrane protein 130-like. The record is from RefSeq and is a predicted model, not a curated record. Lineage: Eukaryota; Metazoa; Hemichordata; Enteropneusta; Harrimaniidae. Gene Ontology annotation, cellular component: plasma membrane.
ACGUGACAGUGAGUGUGUAUGUUGAAAUGUCCGUAUAAACGCCUGUGUCUGAUAGUGGUAUUGAGCAUUUGGUGAAAAUGCAUCCCUGUGCAAAAGAAAGGUGAUCUAUUUUAAUAUGGUGGAAUGCUAUGCGAUUAUUAUAUUACUACUGACGUCGUCGGUAGAUGGGAUACAACGCCGUGACUGGCUUCAACGUGAACAUCAUGGAGGUAGCGGACAGGAACAUAACAAUGACAAACCAGAUUCAGUUGAAUCUGAAGGGCAGAAGUAUUUUUUAACAAUAGAAAAUGACAGUCCUGUCAUCCUUGGUGCCAAUGUAACGUUCUUUGCAAAGAUUUCAUUGGAUAGAAGUAACCAUGGAUACAGAGAAGAUGAUCCUCAGUUUAGUUACUGGUGGAGAGACGACACAGGAACAUAUGCAGUUUAUACUGGAGGUUUACAGACAAAUUUUAGUAGAAAGUACGAGAAGAGUAGCGUUUUGGGCAAGACUCACGAUAUGCGGGUACAAGUUCGCGAGAAAUCUUUUAUUGAUAUGUCUGGACAAGUUUUAAAUGGGAAAAGUCCAUUCACUAUUACAGAAUAUAUCAAUGGCGAUAUGAAGCUCAUCCAGCCCAACUCAACGCUGCACAAAAAAUGGACGUAUGCCACCAAUAACAGUAUUGAGUAUAUAGUCAAUAUUUAUGAUCCGAGUCACUAUUUUGACGAUGCUUCAAUGCUAUUUUCGUGGGAGUUUGGCGAUAAUAAUACCAAGGUUACAGAAGAGCCUAGAGUUUCACAUACUUAUUCAAAGCCGGCUUUCUAUCCUGUGGUCGUUGUCAUAACAGCAGACUUACCUGCCACAAAACACUCUAUAUGGGAAACAAUUAAGACUGGAAAGUUUAGCCAAACUAUUAACUUAUUGGAUUCUGUUUACAAUGUGUCCAUCUUAGGCGUCCAUAACACUAUAGUGAAUCAUCAGAAUAACUACACAGUGUUAUGUAAUGGAAGUUUACCAAUCAAUCUGUGUUGGUAUUUCUCAACUGAUAACUGUGAAAUAUCUGUGAAUGAGUCCGAACCAGUUAUCUGUCAAAAAAUAACUGAAAAGUGUGAAUUUCAUUUGGUGAACCACUACAACUCAACUGGAAGCCAUUGUUUGCGUGUCCUAGCAACCAAUGAUGUCAGCAGCAACAUUACUGCCCUUUUUGAAGUCAGUGUCAAGGAAGAGCCUAAACCACCAGAUCCUGCAGUAACUGCUUCAGUGUCGACUUUUGCUGGAUUAACUACAGUUGGUGCAAUCGUUGUCGUCCUCUUUGCCUCAUACCAGGUUGUGAGGGCUCGCAGAAUGAGACAUGUGGAAGUAGCCGACUUUGACUUUAUGGGAAGCAUCUCAAAUAAACGGUCCCCCUCUACGUCACCGGUAUCAUCAUCAUCAUCAUCAUCAUCAUCAUCAUCUUCAUCUCCAUCAUGGUUUCCAUUCUGGGCAAAGAAAAAAGAGAGAAGUCCGCUGAUUAAUGAGUACAAAACAACUGCAGCAAAAUACGAGUCAUUCUUGGAAAUACUUUGAGCAUCUUUGUAAUAAAAAAAUGUAUGUUUCUCA